This is a messenger RNA of Vombatus ursinus (common wombat), 1909 nucleotides long. RefSeq names its product FGGY carbohydrate kinase domain containing (gene FGGY). The coding region runs from base 128 to 1786 and encodes 552 amino acids. The transcript is spliced from 16 exons. Gene Ontology annotation, biological process: carbohydrate metabolic process. The record is from RefSeq and is a predicted model, not a curated record. Lineage: Eukaryota; Metazoa; Chordata; Mammalia; Diprotodontia; Vombatidae. Gene Ontology annotation, molecular function: kinase activity; phosphotransferase activity, alcohol group as acceptor.
CUCCGGACUGGAGAAAUAUCCCAGAGCCAGCCAACUAGUGACCCCUGGAUUUAAAGGCCUUCUCUAUCUUAGAUACUUGAGAGGGCCAGCAUUUAGGAAUCAGGAAGGAAGGGAAGGUUCCCACAGCAUGGCCAGUGGAAAGCAGGAGCAGAUGAAUUAUUAUGUGGGCAUUGACGUGGGGACGGGCAGUGCCCGGGCAGCUUUGGUCAGCCAGCAGGGGACCCUUGCUGCUUAUGCGGAGUACCCCAUCCGAAAGUGGGAACCUCAAGCAGACCACCAUGAGCAGUCCUCUGAUGACAUCUGGGCUGCAUGCUGCAUCGUCACAAAGAAAGUGGUACAGGGAAUAGAUGCUGCUCGGAUUCGAGGACUUGGUUUUGACGCCACGUGCUCACUGGUUGUCUUGGAUAAGCAGUUUCAGCCAUUGCCAGUAAACCAGGAAGGGGACUCCAAUAGAAAUAUCAUCAUGUGGAUGGACCACCGUGCAGCCAGUCAAGUAGAGAGAAUAAAUAGAACCAGACAUCAAGUUCUGAAAUUUGUUGGAGGGGUGAUGUCUGUGGAGAUGCAGCCUCCUAAACUUCUAUGGCUUAAGGAGAACUUGAGGGAGUCUUGCUGGAAUAAGGCAGGACACUUUUUUGAUCUGCCUGACUUCUUAUCAUGGAAGGCAACUGGUGUCCUGGCCAGAUCUCUUUGUCCGUUGGUAUGCAAAUGGACCUAUUCUGCUGACAGUGGAUGGGAUGAGAGUUUCUGGAAGAUGAUCAAUUUGGAAGAUUUUGUGGCUGAUAAUUACAGCAAAAUAGGAACCCAAGUGCUAUCUCCUGGAGAUCCUCUUGGCAAGGGUCUCACCCCAGAAGCUGCUAAGGAACUAGGCCUCCCUGCAGGCAUUGCUGUGGCAGCAUCAUUGAUUGACGCCCAUGCUGGAGGACUAGGAGUGAUUGGAGCAGAUGUGAAAGGGUAUAACCUACCCUGUGAAAACCAGUCAAUUACCUCUCGUCUGGCUGUGAUCUGUGGAACAUCUUCUUGUCACAUGGGGAUCAGCCCAAACCCCAUUUUUGUGCCAGGCAUUUGGGGCCCCUACUUCUCAGCUAUGGUUCCUGGAUUUUGGCUAAAUGAAGGAGGGCAGAGUGUUACUGGAAGACUGAUAGAACAUGUGGUCCAGGGACAUGCUGCCUACCCUGAAUUGCAAGUGAAGGCUUCAGCCAGAUUCCAAAGUAUCUAUACAUGUUUGAAUAGUCACCUGGAUUCCAUUAAGAAGUCUCUGCCUUUGGGUUUCCUCACUGUUGAUUUACAUGUUUGGCCAGAUUUCCAUGGCAACCGUUCUCCCUUAGCAGACCUGACACUGAAGGGCAUGGUCACAGGAUUGAGACUGUCUCAUAGCCUCGAUGAUCUGGCUCUUCUCUACCUGGCCACAGUUCAAGCCAUUGCUCUUGGCACGCGUCAUAUUCUGGAGACGAUGGAGGCAGCCGGCCAUUCAAUCAGCACCUUGUUUCUGUGUGGGGGUCUCAGCAAGAACCCUCUUUUUGUGCAGAUGCAUGCUGACAUCACUGGCUUGCCUAUCGUCCUUUCCCAAGAGGUGGAGUCUGUGUUGGUGGGCGCUGCCAUACUGGGAGCCUGUGCCUCUGGGGACUUCACUUCAGUCCAGGAGGCAAUGGCAAGGAUGGGAAAAGUUGGGAAAGUUGUAUUCCCCAACCCUGAGGAGAAGAGAUUUUAUGACAAAAAGUACAAAGUAUUCUUGAAGCUUGUUGAACACCAGAAGGAAUACGCAGCCAUCAUGAAUGAAGACAUCUGAGCUGUGCUCGGUUUGGCCAGAAAGGCUCAGUUCUGGGCUCUGGUCACUCUCUCUACUUGUAUAACUUGUGAUGGGGUAAGAACACUCCUGUAUCAUCUUAAAUAAAGAAGCCUGAGACGUGGA